AUAGCGGCUGGCUGCCUGCCGGCCAAAAUAGCUGCCUCCCUUUGACGCUGUGCGUACACUGUGAACGUAUUCGGCUUCAUUGGAGGCGUGCGUGUGCUAGGAAGUAUCUGGUUUGCGAGUUGACGUCGCGGCCACACCUCCAGCCUUUUAACAACACAAGUUAGCUCUAAGCAAAGCAACACAGCCACCCAACCAUGGCGUACCAGACGCCCGACUCGAAGAAGGAGGAGUUCCGCAAGUGCGCUCUCGGCGUCCCGCGGUGCUGCGGCGCCUUCACGCCGUCGACGCGACUCGUGUCCAUCUUGGCCGUUCGGACGCGAUGCUCCGCGCAGGUACCUCGAGAAGAGCGGUGUGAUCGACGCGCUGACGAAGGUGCUCGUCGGCCUCUACGAGGAGCCCGAGCGGCCGCCGAACGCCGUCGACUACAUCAAGAGGUACAUGGGGGCGCCGACGGGGAUUGAUGUGGACGCGCUGCGGCAGGAGAACGAAGAUCUCAAAAAGGAGCGCGAGGAACUGCGCUCGACGAUCGACGAGCUGAACACGCGGCUGACGCAGGGCGCGGAGGAGGAGGACUAGUCGUGUCCCACGCCCCUCAGUUUUGUAACACCCGUUUUCUUAUAUC
Pelagomonas calceolata is the source of this 622-nucleotide messenger RNA. The record is from the annotation of a GenBank genome assembly. NCBI's taxonomy places the organism in Eukaryota, Pelagophyceae, Pelagomonadales, Pelagomonadaceae.